Molecule: messenger RNA, 966 nt
Organism: Histoplasma mississippiense
Lineage: Eukaryota; Fungi; Ascomycota; Eurotiomycetes; Onygenales; Ajellomycetaceae
Exons: 3
Coding region: 1-966 (321 amino acids)
Biological process (GO): protein N-linked glycosylation; cell wall mannoprotein biosynthetic process
Cellular component (GO): mannan polymerase complex
Molecular function (GO): alpha-1,6-mannosyltransferase activity
Source: RefSeq, a predicted model, not a curated record
AUGCUUGAGGAGUUGCAAGCUGACCCGGACUCAAAACAACAUUAUGGGGAGAUAUCGGUGAUUGAGAAAGAUUUUGGUCAAAAGGUCAACCAGGAUGUUGAAAGCAGACAUGGCUUUGCCGCACAAGCGUCUCGAAGAAAGCUUAUGGCUCAGGCGAGAAAUUGGUUAUUGAGUGCUACUCUACGCCCAACACACAGUUGGGUAUACUGGAGAGAUGCUGAUGUGGAAACCGCCCCUUUCACUAUCUUGGAGGAUCUAAUGAGACACAACAAGGAUGUUAUUGUACCGAGUGAGUUUAUCCUAUACGUUUGGAGGCCACUUCCCGAUUGGCUUGGUGGUGAACAACCCUACGACUUGAACUCAUGGAAGGAAUCAGAAACCGCUCUUGCCCUGGCGGAAACCCUAGAUGAGGACGCUGUCAUCGUGGAAGGCUAUGCGGAGUAUGCCACUUGGCGUCCGCACCUGGCAUAUCUCAGAGAUCCCUAUGGGGAUCCGGAUACGGAAAUGGAAAUCGAUGGCGUGGGCGGCGUGAGCAUCCUAGCCAAGGCUAGGGUAUUCCGCUCCGGCGUCCAUUUCCCGGCAUUUAGCUUUGAGAAGCAUGCAGAGACAGAGGCUUUCGGAAAGAUGGCUAAGCGUAUGAAAUUUUCCGUCGUCGGCCUACCCCACUAUACCAUUUGGCAUCUCUACGAACCCAGCCUGGACGACAUUAGACACAUGGAGGAGAUGGAGGAGGAGCGCAAGGCGCGCGAAGAGGAAGAGAAGAAGAAGGCUGAGCUAAAACAGCUUAUGAAAGAGGAAUUCAAGGAUACAAAGGAUGAAUGGGAGAAAGAUGGGAAGGCUAUCCAAAAUAUCUUGAAACAGGAUGAAUUGGCAAAGAAGGGCGAGAAGAAAACAACCAAAAAUGAGGACGUCAAGAAAAGGAGUAAUUCUGGGGUUGAGGAUGUGGACAAGCGACAACAACAAUAG